UGAAAGUUACACUCGCCUUGAUAUUGUUUGGGUUCGCGGACUUGUUGUCAGGGUUUCUCUGGCACAAGAUGGAAUUGUCAAAGGAUAUUCCACAAGACAAUGUUUCCUUUGCAAAGGAGAAGAGCAUCCUCAAUGAUAUUGCUCAGGAGACACGGGAAAUGCCGGGCUAUGGCUCGCUCACAGAGGAGGAGCUCAUGGAGAAAGUGGAGAACAUCCUGUUAGAAAGGAUUAAGAAUGGUGAAAAGCAUGCUUACUUUCAACUGGGCUUAUUUUAUUAUGAGCAGAAUAUGUUUGACAAAGCUAGAAUCUACUUUGAGCGGUCCAAAGAUUUUGAUUUUCAGUCCCUAUAUAUGCUGGCCUCUAUGUUGUAUGACGGACAGGGAGGCAAACCAGAUGAGAAAGCUGCUGUGGAAUAUCUAAAGAAAAUUGCACUCUCAGAUUCCAAGCAUGCAAAACACCUCAAGUUUUCAGCAUUGUUCAACAUUGGGCGAGCGUAUUUCCAGGGAUAUGGUGUCAAACAGUCGGAUGAUGAGGCACUGAGAUACUGGCUAUUAGCUGCUGAUGACGGCAAUCCCUCAGCUAGCGUCCCUGCUCAGACGACACUUGGCAUGUUUUACUCUCGACCUGACAGUCUGGAUCUCAAGAAAGCUUUCUUCUGGCACAAUGAAGCUUGUGGAAAUGGAAGUUUAGAAUCUCAAGGUGCUUUAGGUGUGAUGUAUGAGUAUGGUAUAGGUGUGAAACAGGAUGCAGACAGUGCUUAUGUUUGUCUGAAGGAAGCCUCCGACCGAGGGAAUGUUUAUGCCAUGGGGAAUCUUGUGGCCAAUUAUUACAGAAGGAAACUGUACACUAAGGCAGCUGAUCUGGCAGCCAGGGUUUCACAAUUUUCAGAUGUCAAGCGAUUAGCAGAAGAAACAGGGUGUCUGCCCAGCUACCUUGCUAAGGGGAUUGCAAUGGGAUGCUUCUACUACGCUAGAUGUCUCCAUGAGGGGCAUGGGGUGAAAAAAGAUGAGGAGGAAGCCAAAAAAUAUUAUUCAAAGUCUUAUCAAUUUGACCCAGAUGUCUGUGCCAGAUUACAGAACAUUACUCAGCAUGGUGUUAUAUGAGUACUAUUUAUUGUGAUGUCAGAACAUUGUGAUGUCAUCAUUCUAUUCAGCAUUAUGAGGGCCUCAGUGGUGAUCUACUGCUGUUUCUAGUUUUUGAUUGUUAUACAGUGAUGCCUUACGUGUUAUAUUGUUUUUUAUAUUCCUCUUUUCUGUGAUAAUGUAUCUUUUACAUCAGGAAUUCUGCUGCAUUUAAAUUGUAUCAUAAUGUUUUUUAUAUCAUGUUUAUCCUUGAAAUUUUGUGCCAAGACUAGAUUAUACAGUUUUCAAUGUCAGGUACAGGAGUCAUAAAUAUUGCCGAAAAAUACAAGAGCAUUACUUAGAGGAGCCAAAUGUACUUGGUCAAAUUACCAGGAACUUUAUUCUAUAUAGUGAAGUCAAAAUGACAUAUUGCCUUGAACCGGUAGAGAAAUUGCAAACCCUGAAGGCAGACGUUGUAUAACUGCAUGUCCUAGUCAAACUGUCUAAAUGUUAAUGUGUAAUGUAUAUCAGUCCUUUACUUAGCACUCCCUAAUGUUUCCUGUUUAAAGAUAACUAAUAAAUUAAAAUUUAUGGACAAGAAAGAAUUUAUUGCUCUAUAUUUCUUAUGCAAGCAAAGUUCUGGAAAAUUGAUUUAUAUGAACUGGUAUCAAGUGUAAAUUGAGUGAAAUAUCUUAACUAUGUUGAAUGUAUGUCCAUAUGUAUUGAUUAUUUUAGUGCUUCUUGGCUUUGAUAGAUUUGUAUUAAACAUCAGAGGCAAUUUUUGUCCAUUUAUAGAAACAUUACUUGUGAUUUGUUUAUAUGCAUGCACAGAGUUUUGUCAAUCCAGAUAUAUAGCAUAAUUGUAGUGCACACAUAGUUUUUAGAUAACCGCAAGAUAUUUCUUCUGUAACUGGUUUAUUGAUGUAUAAUUACAUUUACCAAACUUGUACAAUUAUUGUUCAUGGUUGAAGAACAGAUAUUAAGGUGAGCUACAAGUAAUUUAAUUUCAAGAUCAGUAUAUCAAAUAGGUAUGAAAUAUUUUGAAUGAAAUUAUGUACAAGCAGCUAAUUACCUUGACCUGUUUCCUCAGUGAGUGCACUUUUAGCAGUUUUUACCUGUACAGUGUUAUAUUUCUAGAUCUGACAUGUAUUCUUUUGUAAGGACCAUUUCCUAGCUAUGUUACAGUCAUUUUAAAAAACUCCAGCCAAAAAGAUGGUCAAUUAAUUUAAAGAAUGUGACAUUAUAACUUAUUUAAAUUUUUAGACCUAUUUAUGUCUUAUAAAAAAUGUUUCACAAACACUUCUUGUGUAAUGAACAGAAUGAUACUGUACAUACGUGUAUACUCUACAAGUUUUGGAUUCAGUUAAUCUGCUAGAUUGUUUCCGAGAUAAAUUCUCCCUAUUUUUGUGUGCAAUGUAUGUUAUUACCGAUAUAUCUGAGCUCUUGACUCACAAUCAAACUGUGAUCUUUAAAUGUUAGACACUAGUUUAGUAUGUUUUGCAGCACCUUUAUACAUGUUUUGUAAUCAUUGAUCAGUGGUGUUUGUUAUAGAUAAGUGAUACUGUUAUUUAUGUUUGUAUUUUUUCCCUGUUUUUGUAUAAAGUAUGUAAUUUAUAA
Molecule: messenger RNA, 2678 nt
Organism: Saccostrea echinata
Lineage: Eukaryota; Metazoa; Mollusca; Bivalvia; Ostreida; Ostreidae
Product: LRP2-binding protein-like
Exons: 8
Coding region: 69-1103 (344 amino acids)
Molecular function (GO): protein binding
Source: RefSeq, a predicted model, not a curated record